Molecule: messenger RNA, 1594 nt
Organism: Malaclemys terrapin pileata
Lineage: Eukaryota; Metazoa; Chordata; Testudines; Emydidae
Product: lipase member M-like
Exons: 11
Coding region: 288-1484 (398 amino acids)
Biological process (GO): lipid metabolic process
Molecular function (GO): hydrolase activity, acting on ester bonds
Source: RefSeq, a predicted model, not a curated record
UUUAUUGGCAUGACACCUCUGUGAAUGUGUUUGUAUUUGAAAUUCCUGACGAGGCUGUUCCACUUCAAGGGGCUCGGUAUUCCCUUUAAAACUACGGCAUUCUGUGAGAGUCAAAGCAGUCAGCUCCUAUAAGCAGCACUAGAGCAGUGCACUUCCUUUACUACGAAUAACUUGAAGUGCUGCUAACUUGCCAGUGCUGCUGUUAAACACUGGGGCCAUCAGAGCUGCCAUCACUCCUGCAUCGGAAUCUUUGAGUGGAACAAGCGAACUCGAGCACAAGAACCAAGAUGUGGCUAUUCAUUACAGUGGCAUAUUUGUUCCAAGGAACUGUAUCUUCAGAGAAACUCAUAAGAAUGAAGAGAAAUCAUGUGGAUCCUGAAGCACAUAUGAACAUUAGCGAGCUCAUUACCUAUAGAGGGUACCCCAGUGAGGAGUAUGAAGUGGUGACAGAAGAUGGCUAUAUCCUUAGCAUUAACAGAAUCCCUUAUGGAAUAGAAAAUCAGGGGAAUACAGUCGUAAAGCCUGCUGUGUUUCUCCAACAUGGAUUACUAGGAGAUGCUAGCAACUGGGUCACAAACCUGGCCAACAAUAGCCUGGGCUUCAUACUAGCAGAUGCUGGCUAUGACGUUUGGAUGGGAAACAGCAGAGGGAACACCUGGUCUAGAAGACACCUCAAUCUUUCUGUUGAGCAAGAUGAGUUCUGGUCUUUCAGUUUUGAUGAGAUGGCUAAGUUUGACCUUCCAGCAGUGCUAAACUUCAUUAUGCGGAAAACUGGACAAGAGCGGUUGUACUAUGUUGGCUAUUCACAGGGUGCCACUAUAGCUUUCAUUACAUUUUCAACAAUGCCCCAGCUGGCUAAAAGAAUCAAACUGUAUUUUGCCUUAGCCCCUGUAACUACAGUUAAAUACGCCAGAAGCCCUGCAGUAAAACUCCUGUAUCUUCCUGAAAAGUUUCUCAGGGUCUUGCUUGGCAGAAGGGAAUUAUUUCACCAAAGUGAAUGGCUGAGAAAGCUCAUUGUUUCCUUUUGUGGCCGCAGCAUUUUUGCUAAGCUUUGUGGAAAUGUCUUCUUCAUUCUGGGAGGCUACAAUGUGAAUAACAUAAAUAUGAGUCGUGUUAACGUAUACGUAGCCCGAGCCCCAGCAGGAACAUCUGUACAAAAUGUAAUCCACUGGAGCCAGAUACUUAAUUCAGGGGAAUUCCAAGCUUAUAACUGGCGCAGUCAAACCAAGAAUAUGGCGAAAUUUGGUCAGGCCACCCCUCCUUUAUACAAGAUAAAAGAUAUGACAGUGCCAACUGCAAUAUGGACUGGUGGACAAGACUUGCUUGCAGACUUAAAGGAUGCUAAUGUUUUACGCCCGCAAAUUAUUAAUCUUGUUCAUUACAAAAACAUUCCUGAAUGGGCACAUCUGGAUUUCAUCUGGGGGCUGGAUGCACCGCUGCGCAUGUACAAUGAAAUCGUUGACCUAAUGGAGAAGCAUCCAUAAACCACACAAAGUAGCCAUGCUUUAGGUUAAUAAUGGAUUCUCUGAUGAAGCUUGUUUUCUCUGUGUAUGGAAAGAGGCCUAUUUUCCUUUUUAUAAAAAAGUUAACCCUC